AGUUCUAAAAUGGUGCAGCUUGAAGCGAAAAUAAUGAACUCAGAGGUUCACGGAAAGAGUGAUGUUGAAUCAAAAUUGUUGGCAGAGACCAAUAUUAAACCGUCGCCAUUCGAAGAGAAGGCACCGAAGAGGUUAAAGAAUGUGGAGGAUAGUGGCAAUAAAACAGAAAUCAAUGCAAUUCUACGCGAUAUGGCCAUAACCGGGGAUGUGCGUUGUGGUUUUUGGAUAUUUAAAGGUUCAUGUGUUCAAAGGCUGGCCAAUCAAUCCACCUAUGUGCUGCUCUAUGGCUUAGUGGGCUGUGUAUUUUCCAUGACCUAUGCCUACUUUAAUGGCACGCUGACUAAGAUACCAUCGAAAAAUACUGGCAUAAUAGCGAUUGGCAAUAAUAUUAGUCAAAUGGUUGUUUCGGCGGUACUCAGCUAUUAUGCGGGUAAAGGACACCGGCCGCGUUGGAUUGCAUUUGGCAUAAUGACAAUAGUCGCCUUCUGCUGGCUAACCGCUGCACCACAUUUCCUCUAUGGCCCCGGCUUAGAUGCGCUCGCGCUGACCACGGAAUUCGGUGGCAUUGCCGACGAGAACGCAACAUUGGAAGUUUUGGAACAGCAGCGCGCAAAAGCAUUGUGUCGCGAUCGCAGCAAUGAGACCGCUUGUGCGCUAGAGGAGGGCAAUUUAGCACCACAAGCUGUGCUCUUCCUUGCCGAGGUCAUCUCUGGUAUAGGUGGUGCACUUUAUUACACGCUCGGCAUAUCUUAUAUGGAUGAUAAUACAAAGAAGUCCAAAACGCCAGCUUUAUUAAGUUUAUCCUAUUUCUUCCACAUGCUGGGUCCCGCUAUCGGUUACGCCUUGGCCUCAUUUUGUCUGCGUCUCUAUAUCGCACCACAAUUGCGUCCUGUCAUCAAUAAUGAUGAUCCACGUUGGUUGGGCGCCUGGUGGAUGGGUUGGCUGUUGCUGGGCUCUGUACUCUUCGUAUGUGGCAUACUCUUUGCUAUGUUGCCAAAAGAAUUGCCACGUGCGAAAGCGCGUCGGCUUGCAGAGGAGCGUAAGCGCGAAGAAUCCAACGCGCUGAAAGCUGAAGCGUCUGUUGAGCUCGAGUCCGAGUUAGAGAAGGCAUCAUUUAGCGAUAUGUUGACCACUUUCAAGCGACUCCUCAAAAAUAAAACGCUCAUGUGUAAUCAUAUCUCUUCAAUAUUCUAUUAUUUUGGUUACACGCCAUACUGGAUAUUUACGCCCAAAUACAUUGAGAUACAAUAUCGGCAAUCGGCGGCAACUUCUAGCAUGGUCACCGGAACUGUUGCAUUGGCCUUCUCCGCUAUUGGCGUCUUACUAUCUGGCUUUGUUUUAUCCAAGUAUAAGCCAAGCGCCCGUUAUAUGGCCGCGUGGAAUGUACUUGUUGGACUGCUUACCGUUGCCGGUUGCAUUGCAUAUGCAUUUAUCGGCUGUCCAGGAAAUGAGCACUCAAUGAUUGUCAAUAUACCAGAGAGUGGCUCAAAUAGCGUUGCCACUUGCAACUCCGCUUGUUAUUGCGAUUAUGUGCCAUUCUCACCGGUUUGUGGUGAAGACAAUAUGACCUAUAUAUCAGCAUGUCAUGCAGGUUGCCGCGAAGAAGUACUAGAAGCUAAUGGCAAGAAGAUUUACAUUAAAUGCAGCUGCAUUGCCAGAAACCAUACUCCGAUUCGUGAGAAGCGUUCACUACCAGAAUUGUUCAACAUAACAGAGACUACUUUACUAGGGUCGCGUGAAUCAACUAUGAACAGAACUAUGAGACCUAUAGAUGUAACAACGGCAGCAACAUCAAGCAGCACAUUUACAACACCUUUCAUGACAACAACAACAAGCAGAAAAUCGGCUUCAACAAUGGGCGGUCGUGCCACGCCUGGCGCAUGUCCCGUUAAUUGCUUCACGCAAUUCGUGAUUUUUUUGGCGGUCAUGUGUGGUUUGAAAUUCAUCGGUGCCACAGGGCGUGCUUCAAAUUUCUUAGUCACUGUGCGCUGCGUACCGGAGCGGGAUAAAACCGCCGCUAUGGGUUUGGGUAUGAUGAUGGCCUGUAUGCUAACCUUCAUACCGAGUCCGAUUAUCUUCGGCUGGCUAUUGGAUCGUUUGUGCUUGGUGUGGGGCAAGACAUGCACCAACAAGGGUAACUGUUGGCUCUACGAUCCACUUGCAUUAAGGUAUAUCCUGAAUUUAACCGCUGCAGCUUUCAUAUUCAUUGGCACCGUUUUUGAUGGCGGUGUUUGGUAUUUGGUGAAGAACCUUAAAAUUUUCGAUGAGGAAGUGAAGGAAAACGAGAAAGAAGCGGCGAGAGAGGAGAAGGUGGUGCCUUUUGCAGAGAAGGCAUGAAACGAAUGUUAUAGAUUACCAAAGUUAUGCAUAUUUUUUCUUAAGUUUUUAUAUUUAUAAAUGUAAGUAAAGAUUUUACGU
Molecule: messenger RNA, 2418 nt
Organism: Rhagoletis pomonella (apple maggot)
Lineage: Eukaryota; Metazoa; Arthropoda; Insecta; Diptera; Tephritidae
Product: solute carrier organic anion transporter family member 74D-like
Exons: 9
Coding region: 10-2337 (775 amino acids)
Biological process (GO): sodium-independent organic anion transport; transmembrane transport
Cellular component (GO): membrane
Molecular function (GO): protein binding
Source: RefSeq, a predicted model, not a curated record